This is a messenger RNA of Porites evermanni, 13760 nucleotides long. NCBI's taxonomy places the organism in Eukaryota, Metazoa, Cnidaria, Anthozoa, Scleractinia, Poritidae. The record is from the annotation of a GenBank genome assembly.
AAAAACAUUGCAAGUACCCACGUAACACUUAUCACAGUGGAUUAUAAUCCUUCAAGUAACUCAUUGGACGAUAUGAUGUUAAGACGUUUUUUAGAAAUUCCUAGAAAAAUAUUCUACAGUUUUGCUCAAUGGUGUUAUAGGUCUGAUCGAUGAUCGCUAAUUAUAAAACAUCAAUCCGAUCAAACGAAAUGGUUUGGUUAGAGAACUCACAUACGCUUAAUGAGACUCUUUCGGUCCGUGACCACAGUACAGAAAAGGCUUUUCUGUGCAAAUAUGCACCAUUGUGAAUGGAGUUGAUAUCAAUAUCACAAGAUACCUCAUGUAAUAUCAUAGGGAUUGAUAUACUUCUUUUCGAUGUUUUGUUUUGUUGUUUUGUUUAAUGAGCUGCAUUAUUUUUCUUUGCUCCAAGGGAUCGAAAAUGCACGUUCUAUUCGUUAUUUUUCCAUUUGCCACUUUCCAAGCUGUUUGUAAUGGCUUAACGUACGGUGAACCUGAAGUAAACUAUCUUGCUGCGAACCCCUUUAGGGACGUACAUCGAAGACCGAAACGUUCAUUGGGUAUGUAUGCAGAGUUCAAUUUGUCCUGAUCGUUGAAAUUUCCGACCUCAGCCCUCGCUCAUCUUGUGUUUAUUCAUAGUGCCAGUAAUAAGCCUAUGAUUUUGCCAGUAAUAAGUCUGAUUUUGGUGAAGAAAUAUUUCUUCCAAGUUAAUGAGUUUCCAGCAGUUCAGCGUGAUAUAUUAAAGUUAAUCAAGAAAAUAUACUUAGUACAGUAAUAAGCACAGAGCCGGGAACAUGUAGUGAAUUCGGUAUCCUUCAUUAAAAUUUUGCAAACCUGAGCAAGAAGUCUGCAAGACAUGCUUAACGAUCAACAUUAGUAUGAAGAACAUACAACUAUUUAUUCUCAGGUUUGUUUCAGUAGUUUUAGCGCUUAGAAAUGUUACCAAUAUUGAGCAGGAAAUAAUUAACAAAGUAACUUUAAUUAAAGUAUUAGUGCUUGUGUUUGUUUGUAAAGAACUUCUUAUAUUUGAAAUCUAGUCCAAGAACUCGUUGGUCUCGGGUAAUCUGAAGGAACGGAAGAGCUUAACUCUUGAUCGGACUUUUUUCAGGAGCCAAAAUUCGCCACUUUAGAAACGAGAAGGAACCUGGGCCGAGUAAACUUUCGCAAAGGCUUCUGGGACUGCUGAUAGGGACAAAAAAGGAAAAACAAUUGACCAAUAGCUGACUGGCGAGUCCCCAAUAACGAUCCCAGAAAGUCUCCCAGAAACAAUUGCGGGACAUAUAUCGGCUCCAGUUCCCUUCUCGUUUCUAACGUGCAGAAUGGUUGUGUGGCUGCAGACCUCGAAAAUGUAGCCAAUCACAGUGAAGCAGUAAUGAGUGAACUACUGCGACGACGGCACAGAAAACGUCACGUUUUCGUUUAUUCAAGCUUCAAAGUCUUUCUUGUCAGGUGUGGGCGAAUUUUAGCGUAGUUAAUUAUCAACUUCUUAGAGACCACAUUCAAGAUAAAUAAAAGAAAUAAAAAUUCGCCGUCAUUCGUUCGCGUCCUCCACAAAACUAAAAGUGAAAUGAGGCAAUUUCAUUUCGUAGUCGUGUGUUGCCGGCAACUGACAAAUGUACAAAAAGGGUGGUGCACGUACAGUGUUUUUUUUUUUUUUUAAAUCAUAAACCAAUUGUUUCUUUUUUUUAAUACCAUGUCUCGCUGCAGCCGACGUCGUCCUUGCGAUAACUCCCUAUAUAAUAGAUGAUGCGGCUAUACUAGCCAUUUAACCUAAGGGCAAAUGGCUGUUGCCCAAGGGGAAGCAACUGUUCGUGUGACCGAUUUUCCCGAGGUCAAACUGCCUUGGGCAAAUUUCCAUGGAUACGAAAAAAGGAACAAAAGAAUUCCUCAUGGCAGUUCCUGACUCGUUGUCCUUUGCUCCCGAUAGAACCUCUAGCCUCUUCUCUUGCCUCAAGUUCUCUCUUGAAAAUAUCAAACAGAUGAUCUGCCAGUCAUCAUCUCCUAUUUCUUUUACAAAUCCUUAGAAUCUUAAGACAGCUUGUUCAUCAAGAUAGAUGACAGCAAACCCCCUUAAAUGAUUUACGAGAUUUACAAGAUACACAGAUCAUCAAGAUGGCUACAAGAACAGAAGACGGUUUUCCCACACUUCCCUAGAGCACUUGCGAACUCCUAAGCCUUACGUCAUCGAGCACAAACUUUUCACACAGAAAAUUUCCCGCGAAUCAGCAUUCAAGUAUUUUCUUCCCCUUGAGAAGUUUGUUGUCGUGUAACCGCAAACAUGAAAGUGAUCAUGACGCACAGCGAGCCCAACCCAAGCUAUUUUCCCCAAGGAAAGGUUUGGCAAACAGGUCUAAUGUCAAUGCACUUAACACGAGACUCAACAGCUGACCGUUGGUUGACCAUUACUGAGUGUGAUGAAAAUGGUAAACAAAAUUCAGGGAACCUGAUCUCAAUCGCUUCUCUGAUGAAUAUCUUAAUCGUUAUUUCUUAGUGUGUGGUCCAGGACAGGUCGACAAAAUGCCGGGAUCAUGUGCACUCUACAAAACGUUUGGAUUCUGCACUGCAGCUUUACUUACACCUUCCAUGACAACAAGUUGUCCCGUAACCUGUGGAUUCUGUGGUAAGGCGAAUUGAUCAACAAAUUUCAGAAUGAAAAUUAACAUAUCUGAGAAUUGAGCUUGGUUUCUGUAAUGGAGCAAAGUUACGCCGUAGUGAUCUUGAAAGUGGAUCGUCACAUAUUAGACACUUAGGUUUCUGUUACUCUUCUUCGCAUUGAGAACAGGUAUUCGGACAGUGGCGGGUGUAAAUAAGAGCGGAGACAGGACUGGAACCCACUGAGACGGAAGUAAAUAUUCAGAAGUAACAUGUAGCCGCCCUUUUUGUUUUCAGUGGCAAUAAUAGUAAUAGUAAUAAUAAUAAUAAUAAUAAUAAUAAUAAUAAUAAUAAUAAUAAUCGAAUAUUUAUCCAGGAUAACCCUUCAGUACCAAGUACUGUUAUCAGCGGGGUCCUGCUGACUAAAAAUUAAAAAUCUGAUAAAUACGAAUAAACAAAAAUUUCUAAAAAGAAAACCUACACAAGGCUAUAAAAAGUAACAAGUAAUAAGAAGUACUGAAGAAAAAUAGAUAUAUUAAAAGAAUAGGUUAAUAGGUUAAUAAUAAUAAUAAUAAUAAUAAUAAUAAUAAUAAUAAAUGUAGUCACUGAUAGUGAAAACUUAUGGCACUAAUUCACUACAUACUGAGGUAGCCUAAUACAUAUGUAUCUAGCCAGAUCUUUGAUAACGUUAUGAAAACUAAGAGUGAAACCAUUCUUUUUUUUCCUUCUCCUCCUUUGCUUCUCCUCGCUCUUUCUUUUUCUCUUUUCCUUUUCCUUUGUUACUACUAUGAUUUUGGAGCUUCUCGGGCUUCUCGUUAGGUUGGUUUUCAAAAAAUCGGGCUAGAUAUACAUAUUAAUUAUAAUAAUAACAAUAAUAAUAAAAAAACUUUAUUUAUAAAGCGCUUAACAGGGUUCAUAAAAAAAGAGAAAAUGAUAAAUUAAAAACUUACAUUGAAUGAUGAUAAAAAGAGCACCUGACAAAUUACAUAAGUUACAAUAAAAAUCCUGGGAUGGUCUGGUUCAAAGAGGAACUAAACCUUUUCGCCUGAAACUUAGUUGGCCUGGGCCCGAUUGCAUAAAACGUCCGUAACAACUACGGGUACACGUACGUGCACUCGUAACUUAAGUCAGUUGCAUGAAAUCACUUAAGUGGUCCACUUAGGGAAUUCACAUCGAAUAUUUAUCCAGGAUAACCCUUCAGUACCAAGUACUGUUAUCAGCGGGGUCCUGCUGACUAAAAAUUAAAAAUCUGAUAAAUACGAAUAAACAAAAAUUUCUAAAAAGAAAACCUGCACUAGGCUAAAAACCGUUAAAAACUACAAUAAAAAGUAACAAGUAAUAAGAAGUACUGAAGAAAAAUAGAUAUAUUAAAAGAAAAUUUCCAAUAGGUUAAUAAUAAUAAUAAUAAUAAAUGUAGUCACUGAUAGUGAAAACUUAUGGCACUAUUUCACUACAUACUGAGGUAGCCUAAUACAUAUGUAUCUAGCCGGAUCUUUGAUAACGUUAUCGCCAAAUGGAUCUUCAAAGUAGCUAUUAUGAAAACUAAGAGUGAAACCAUUGUUUUUUUUCCUUCUCCUCCUUUGCUUCUCCUCGCUCUUUCUUUUUCUCUUUUCCUUUUCCUUUGUUACUAUGAUUUUGGCGCUUCUCGGGCUUCUCGUUAGGUUGGUUUUCAAAAAAUCGGCUAGAUAUACAUAUUAAUAAUAAUAAUAAUAACAAUAAUAAUAAACUUUAUUUCUAAAGCGCUUAACAGAGUUCAUAAAAAAGAGAAAAUGAUAAAUUAAAAACUUACAUCUAAUGAUGAUAAAAAGAACACCUGACAAAUUACAUAAGUUACAAUAAAAAUCGUGGGAUGGUCUGGUUCAAAGAGGACUAAACCUUUUCGCCUGAAACUUAGUUGGCCUGAGCCCGGUUGCAUAAAACGCCCGUAACAACUACGGGUAUACGUACGUGCACUCGUAACUUAAGUGAGAUGUAUUAAAUCACUUAAGUGGUUCACUUAGGGAAUUCACUUAAGUGGUCGCACUUACGAUUUUCCUAAGUGUUCACUUAAGUAUCGUUUAUGCAACAGAAAUUGCGAGUGUUGCAUAAAACUUUUUUUAUGGGAAAAAUAGCACGUAAAUUUACAGGACCUAUAUAAGUCCCGUAUCGUUACUAAUCGCGGUUUUUGGAAAUUAAAUUGUUUUCUGUAAACUGUAACGUUUUCAAUUUAGAGAGAGACUGGGGCGAGAAGAAAACCAAGGAAUUAAAUACUUUACAAUACAAUAAAACAAAAUUUGAGAACUUAAAGGUUUGUAAACGUGGUGUUCUUCUAAAAUGUAAAAUUUUGCAUAAUUAAGGGCGCGGCUGGUCAUGUCACUUCAAAAAGUGCAAUGUCAGCACCAAAAAUUGCUUCUUUCAUCCGCGCUCAGUUAUAAUCAAACAUAAAGGGAGUGCGAAACAAAACAAGAAAAUAAGGUUGAAAGGCAGAUAUGAUCUUUUUCUCACGUUAGAUAUGCAAACUACCUCAGGUUCGUCAACUACCUAGUAUACGAAACUACAUUAACUAAAAAUACAUUAAAAUCUCAUCAACAACACCAAUCUACUCCAACCACUCCAAAGUCAAAAUGCGUUAUUAGCUAUGGAGCGAGUCCCAGAACUGUAUUUCAUGAAAGUAUCAUGCACAAUUUCACUUCAUAAGCAAGAAGAGAUAUUCAUAAAACUCUUUUGAAAAAAAUAAUUAAGCAACAAAGCUUGAUUAAUAUACAGGGUUGGAAAAUGUAUUUGAACUGAACUGACAAAAAAAGACAAAGAAUACACGGUUGUUUUGAAAUAAAUUCAAUGUUUCGGACUGCCAGGAGUUCACUGACUAAAAACAUGGUUCGAGUUAUGGAGGGUAAAAUUAUUUAGAAAUGACUUGAAGGAAAACAACACUUACUUCGAGUUAGCGAGAGGUUGGGGUUCAAGUAGAUCCCUUUUGAGACACCCUAAAUUAGCAGUAAGAUGAUAAGUUUCUAGCCUCUCUUUUGUUUUCAGUGCCAUGCAUACCAGACCAACGUCCGUUAUCGUUUUGUGCACGUUACAAAAUAUUUGGCUUUUGUGUAACAAGCGACCAGAGCAUUAAGCAAUUUAUGGAGACAAAUUGUUACACCACAUGUGGAUUUUGUAUCGGUAAGAUUCAGAACAAAUAAUAAUAAAAUAAUUAUAAUAAUGAUAAUAAUAAUCCCAUUAUGAUGAAGAUUGAUGGCGUUACUUCUACACUGAGGUAGCCUAGCUAAUGCAUAAUCAUUUUUUUCCCUCUGAAGAUAUCUACACCAACUACCUCAAGUACGUCCACCCCUUGAUUUAUCAGCAUAUCUAGAGUACUGGCUAAUGGGGAACUUGUGCAAAAAAUAUUUGGAUUGAAGUUAAUUCGUUUUCACUUCAUUGUUUUCAGUGCCUACAACCAUGCCUGCCCCGACAACGACGCCUGAAGGUAAGAAAGAGAUAUCUAUUAGGUAAUAACUAGCAGUAGUGAUGAUGAUGAUGGCAGAUGAUGAUGAUGAUAUAAUAAAACUGGAGAGACGAAAAUAUAACUAUUAAAUGCUUAUAGUACUAGUUAACAAGAAAAUUCCCUGUAUUUCAUUUGCAAAAAAAAAAUGGUUGAGGUCUAUUUAUUUUCAUUGUUUUCAGUGCCUACAACCAUGCCAGCACCGACAACGACACCUGAAGGUAAGAAAGAUAGAGAUAUUUAUUAAACAAAAACUAAGAAGCGAUGAUGAUGAUAUUUUAAAUUGGGGAAUCUCGUCUUAAGUUUAAAUGCAUACAUAUGCAGUGUUAAUUUAGGAGGAAGUUCCUGGUUUGUUUUGUUGCAAGAACAUUUGGAUUGAAGUUCAUUCGUUUUCACUUCAUUGUUUUCAGUGCCUACAACCAUGCCUGCUCUGACAACAAAACCUGAAGGUACUAAAGGGUUAUUUAUUUGACAAUAACUGACAGUGGGGAUGAUGGUGAUGAUAAUGAUGAUGAUGAUAAUGUUGACGAUCAUAAUGAUGAUGAUUAUGAUGAUGAUUGCAUAGUACAAUAGGAUAGAUGACAACAACAGUCGGAAAUGCUCAUGUUACUAGUUAAAAAAUAUCCUGUUUGCAAAUAUUAUUUGGAUUGCAUAUUGUUCGUUUUCACUUUUCAGUGCCUAGAACUAUGCCAUCACCGACAACAACUCCUGUAGGUAAGAGAGAUAUAUUUAUUAAACAAUAACGAAGGUAAUGAUGAUGAUAAAAUGAUGAUGAUGAUGAUGAAAUAAAACAGAAGAGACUCGACUUUAGUAUGAAAUAAAUACACGUGAAGUAUUUUAAGAAGGAAGUUCCUGGUUUGUCUCGUGCUAAAAAUAUUUAGAUUGAAGUUUUAUCGUUUUUAAUUCAUUGUUGUCAGUGCCUACAACCAUGCCUGCCCCGACUACAACGCCUGAAGGUAAGAAAUAGAUAUUUAGCACACAGUAAAUAUCUAGCACACACAUAUUUCGCACACAGUAAAUAUCAAUAAAUGUUCAGCUUGGAAUGUGGCGUGCCUCAGGGUUUCUCUCUAGGUCCCAUACUAUUUACGCUGUGUAGGAGUAAGCUCUUUGGGACCGUCAAAAAUCAUCUGCCUGAAGUUCAUUGUUAUGCAGAUGAUACACAGGCUUACAUUUCACUAGUCAGGCCAGCUUUCAGCCUAAAAAGGCACGGAAAAUCGCGGAUAUUCGUUUGUGGAUGACAAUCUUAAAUUGAACGACGACAGGAGGACUAAAUUUCUCAUUAUUGGCACACCAUGACAGCUGGAAAAGGUCGACAUCACAAGUAUCCGUGUGGUUAACCCUGACCUUCAUCCCAUUCCCACUGCAAGGAAUCUCGGUUCAUGGUUUGACUCUGGGCUGUUCAUGUCUAAAUAAACAUAUUACAAAGAUCUGUGGCUCUGCAUUUUUCUAUCUGAACAACAUACGACGCAUCAGGAAUUAUCUCUCACAAACGUCGACCGAGAUACUUAUUCAUGCAUUCGUAUCCAGUCGUCUUGACUACUGCAACAGGUUAUUACAUGGCCUGCCUAAUUUCUUACUAAAUAAGCUAUAACGUGUACAGAAUGCUUGUGCUUGACUGAUUUUUAAUGAACGCCGCUUAUUAUGGAGUUACACUGGUUACCAAUAAGAAUAGAAUUGAGUUUAAAAUUCUUUUGAUUACUUUUAAGAUUCUUCGUGGUUUAGCCCCGUCUUAUUUAUCAUCUCUUAUUAGGCUUAGGCGUCCAUCGCGAUACAAUCUUAAAAAUUCAAAUGAUAAUCUUUUACAGUGGAACCCCGCCUUACGGCCACCUCGGUAAUAAAGUCACCUCGUUAUUACGGCCACUGUUUUUGGCCGCCCUGCAAAACGACCAUACAUUUUCUUGUAAAAAAAACCUCGUUAAUACGGUCACCCGUUAAUACGGCCAAUUUUUUUGCCCCAUUGGUGACCGUUUAACGGGGUUCUACUGUAGCAAUAUAGAUGAUGACAAUAUAAUGAAACUGGAGAGUCUUGACAACAGUCAAAAUUCCAAAUACAUGUAAUAUUAUAGUUUAGAAGGAAUUACCCUGUUUGUUCUGUGCCAAAAAAUAUUUGGAUCGAAGUUUAUGCGUUUUCAAUUCAUUGUUUCAGUGCCUACAACCAUGCCUGCCCCGACAACUACCCCUGAAGGUAAGAAUUAAAGAUUUAUUUAUUACAUAAUAACUAAAAGUAGGGAUGAUGAAAAGGAAAUAUAUGACUGCUUACUUCAAAUCCUUUAAUUUCACAACCAAACGACUAUCCUGAUCUACCUACCUUAUUAGGAUAAAUGCAACAUAUUCAAAAUCGUCCGUACUUCACCCACUUGUUAUCUUUACAAUCAUCUUAAUAGUGACUUGUAAGCCUCUGAAUUAUAUUCUGUAUUCCAGUUAAUCUCAGCAAUGUUUUUAACGUAUUAUAAACCUUUCUUCUUAUAUAUUUAUAUAAGCUUAAAUAACUUUUUGUUGACCUGUUUAUAUAAUACCAUUUGAAGUGCGUAUUUUGUUUUAUAUGGACACUACUCACCUAGACUAGCGUUUGUUAUUUGUGGGCAGUGAGAAAAUUAAAUUGUAAAUAUCUUAAUAAACCAAUAAAUUAAAUGAAACUGAUGGUGAUGAUCAAAUAAUGCAAAUGGAUAGACGUCCACAUCAGUCUUCAAUGUUAAUGCUUUUAAAUAAAGAGGAACUUUGCAGUUUGUCUUGUGCAAAGAAUAUUUCGAUUGAAAAUUUUUUCUACUUUUUCCGUUUUUUUUUCAGUGGCUACAACCAUGCCGACGACGAUACCUGAAGGUAACUGAAAUAGAGUUCAUGGUGAUUCUGAUGAUGUUAAAAUAAAACCGGGGAGUUUAGACGGGCAUCAGUUUGAAUUGCAUACAAGAAAGUGUCUGGUUUGUCUUGUGCAAAGAUUAUCUGGAUGAAACCAUUUUUCAUUUAACUUCAACGUUUUCAGAGCCUACAACCGCGCCUCCCCCGACAACGACGCCUGAAGGUAAAAAAAGAGAUAUUUAUUAAGCAACAACUAAGGUAAUGAUGAUGAUGAUGAUGUAAAAGAGGAUUCUCGAAAUCAACACGAAAUGCAUAUACGUGUAUAGUAUUAUUUAAGAAGGAAGUUCCUGGUUUGUCUUAUGCAAAAAAAAUAUUUUGCUCGUUUUUACUUCAUUGGUUUUAGUGCCUACAACCAUGCCCGCCGUGACAACGACACCUGAAGGUACGUAAGAAAGAGAUGUAUUUAGCACACAGUAACUAACAGUAGGGGUGAUGAUGAUGUAAUACAAUUGGAUAGACGAAAACAUCAUUCUAAAAUGCUUAUGUUUAUUCAUUUUCAAUGUUUUUAGUGACUACAACCAUGCCUGCCCCAACAACGACACUUAAAGGUAAGAACGAAAUAUAUUUAGCGCACAGUAACUAACAGUAGGUUCGAUGAUGAUGGUGCUGAUGAUGAUGAUGAUGAUGAUGAUGAUGAUGAUGAUGAUGAUGAUGAUAUAAUACAAUUGGAUAGACGAAAGCAUCAGUCUAAAAUGCUUAUGGUACUAGUUAAGAAGAAAAUUCCCAGUUUGUCUUAUACAAAGACUAUUUGGAUUGAUGUUUAUUCAUUUUCGUUGUUUUUAGUGCCUACAACCGUGCCGACACCGACAACGACCCCUGAAAGUAAGAAAGAAAUAUUUAUUAAAUAAUGACUAAAUUAGCAAUGUAGAUAGUGAUUAUAUUAUAAAACUUGAGUGUCUCGACAUCAGUCUAAAUUGCAAAUACAUGUAGUAUUAGUUAAGAAGAAAGAUCCCAGUUUGUCUCGUGCAAAAAAAUAUUUGGAUUGAAGUUAAUUCGUUUCUACUUCAUUGUUUUCAGUGCCUACAACCAUUCCAACACCGACCACGACACCCGAAGGUGAGAAAGAAAUAUUUAUUAAACAAUAAUUUACAGUGCGAAAGAUGAUGAUGGUGGUGAUGAUAAACACUCAGUUUGAUACAAUACAAAUGGAUAGGCGACUACAUCAGUCUGUAAUGUUUAAUAUACUUCUAAUUAAAAAGGAAAUUCCCAGUUUGUCUUAUGCAAAUAAAAUUUGAACUUCGCUGUUUUCAGUGCCUACAACCAUGCCAACACCGACAACGUCGCCUGAAGGUAAGAAUUGGUAAUAUUCAUCAAACAAUAUGAUAAUUAACAGUUAAUGAAUGAGGCUGAGUAUCUUAUGAAGAAUUAUGGAGAUCGAGGAGGGUGUUAUCCGUCGAGGCCGUAGGCCGAGGCGGAUAACACCCUCCGAGAUCUCCAUAAUUCUUCAUAUGAUACGAAAGCCGAAUUCAAUAACUGUUUUAUUAUUCAUUCAAAAUAAUUCCUAGUUUAAAAACAUAGCUAAAACAUGCUUACCUCCAUCGAUCAAUCGAUGUUCAGUUCAUCUUCGAUAGUGUACGUUUAGGUUUGUCCAGCUCCGCAAAUAUUCUCCAAAUAGCAGAUGUCGCCCUUCGAGUUGUCUUCUUGCUGUUCUUGCCAUGUUUUUAGCUAUUUUUUCGCCUAGUUCUUACUCUUGAAAGGAGUGAAAUGUCCGCCAUUUUUUCAAGUUCACAACCAAAACAACUCAACCUCGUCCCCAGGUCCUCUCGGUUAACGGUGCCUUAACCUGCACGAACGCUGCAUUUUUGACGUCAUUUCCUCGUUAAAGUCAAAUUUCUUCCAAAUUUGGUCAUCGGUAACUGGUUAUGGUAAAUUAAACGUGAGCUUUUAGCCAUCAGAAUCGAGGAAAUAUUUUGAAUGAAUAAUAAUUAGAAAUUAUUGAAUGAGGCUGAGUAGGAUAUGAAGAAUUCUGCAGAUCAAGGAGGGUGUUAUCCACCGAGGCCGAAGGCGGAGGUGGAUAAAACCCUCCGAGAUCUGCAGAAUUAUUCAUAUCCUGCGAUAGCCGAAUUCAAUAAUUGCAUUAUUAUUCAUUCAAAAUAAUUCCAACUUUAAAAACAAGCUAAAAAUGCGUACCUCGGUCGAUGUUAAGUUCACAUCGAUACUGCAUCUUUUUCGGGAAAUUUAGCAGAUAAAGGUCUGCUCAGGUCUGCAAAUAUACUCCAAAUAGCAGAUGUUGUCCCUCGAGUUGACUUCUCGCUGUUCUUGCUAUGUUUUUUGACAAUACUUCGCCGUGAAACGAGUACAAUGUCCGCCCGCCCUUUCCGCCAUUUUUUUUAAACCGAUGACGUCAUUUUGACGUCAUCGGUUCAAUAUGACAGUUCAGCCGCUGGUUAUGGUGAAUUAUGCGUGUGGUUUUACCCAAUCAGAAACAGGGAAAUAUUUUGAAUGAAUAAUAAUGAUGAUUAAUACUUCUUGAGAGACGAAAAUAUCAGUCCGAAAUGCUUAUAGUACCAGUUAUAAAGAAAAUUCUUAGUUUGUCUUGCCCGAAAACUAUUUGGAUUAGGGUCGUUGUGUUCAGUGCCUACAAGUAUGCCAGCAACGACAACGACGCCUGAAGGUAAGAAAGAAGUAUCUAGUACACAAUAAUUAAUAGUAGGGAAGAUGGUGAUAGUGAUGAUAAACACGAUAAUAUAAUACAACUGGAGAUAGGACUACAUCGUUCUGUAAUGUUUAUACUUCUAAAUAAAAAGGAAAUUGCCAGAUUUGUCUUCUGCAAAUAAUAUUUGAACUGAGUUUUUUGUUUUUGUUUUGUUUUUUCGUUGUUUCAGUGCCUACAACCAUGCCAGCACCGACAAAGACGCCUGAAGGUAAGAACUGGUAAUAUUUAUUAGGAAAUAACAGGCCGUAUUGAUGACGAUAAUAAUAAUGCGAUGAUGAUGAUGAUGUUGACGAUGAUGAUGAUGAUGAUGAUGAUGAUGCCUAACACUUCCAAAGAGACGAAAAUAUCAAUCCGAAAUGCUUAUAGUACUAGUUACGAAGAAAAAUUCUAGUUUUAUCUUGCGCAAAAAAUAUUUGGAUGGCGGUUUAUUUAUAUUCAUUGUUGGCUGUGCCUACAACUUUGCCAGCACUGACAACGACUCCUAAAGGUAAGAAAGACAAAACAAUAAGUAAAGUAGCGAUGAUGGUGAUGAUGAUGAUGAUCGUGAUAUUAUAGAACUGAAGAGUCUCUAUAUCUGUCUAAAUAGCUAAAACUUGUAGUAUUAGUCAAGAAGGAAUUCCCAGUUUGUCUAGUGCAAAAAAUAUUUGGAUUCAAUUUUUUUUUCAUUGUUUUUAGUGCCUACAAGCAUGUCUUCCCCGACCACAACGCCUGAAGGUAAGAAUUAGUAAUAUGUAUUUAUUAGACGGCAUUAAUGAGAAUGAUGAUAAUGAUGACGACGAUGAUAACGAUGAUGAUGGCUAAUACUUCUGGGGAGACGACAGUAUCAGUCCGAAAUACUUAUACUUUACUCGUUAAGAAGAGAAUUAUUGGGACUAAGGUUGAUUCGUUGUUUUCAGUGCCUACAACCGUGCCAACACCGACAACGACGCCUGAAGGUAAGAAAGAAGUAUCUAGUACACAAUAAUUAAUAGUAGGGAAGAUGGUGAUACUGAUGAUAAACACGAUAAUAAAAUACAACUGGAGAUUGGAGAUACGACUACAUCGUUCUUAAUGUUUAUACUUCUAAAUAAAAAGGAAAUUCCCAGUUUGUCUUCUGCAAAUAAUAUUUGAACUGAGUUUUUUGUUUUUGUUUUGCUUUUUCGUUGUUUUCAGUGCCUACGACCAUGCCAGCACCGACAAAGACGCCUGAAGGUAAGAAUUGGUAAUAUGUAUUGGAUAAUAACCGACCGUAUUGAUGAGGAUAAUGAUAAUGCGAUGAUGAUGAUGAUGAUGAUGAUGAUGAUGAUGAUGAUGAUGAUGACUAACACUUCUAAACAGAUAAAUAUCAGUCCGAAAGGCUUAUAGUACAAGUUAAGAAGAAAAAUUCUAGUUUUAUCUUGCGCAAAAAAUAUUUGGAUUGCGGUUUAUUCAUUUUCAUUGUUGGCUGUGCCUACAACUGUGCCAGCACCGACAACGACGCCUGAAGGUAAGAAAGACAAAACAAUAAGCAAAGUGGCGGCGAUGGUUAUGAUGAUGAUCACAAUAUUAUAGAAAUGAAGAGUCUAGAUAUCAGUAUAAAUUGCAAUAUUUGCAGUAUUAGUUAAGAAGGGAUUCCUAGUUUGUCUAAUGCGAAAAAUAUCUGAAUUUAAAUUUUUUCUUUUUCUUUUUUUUUUCCAUUUAUUGUUUUUAGUGCCUACAAGCAUGCCUUCUCCGACAACAAUGCCUGAAGGUAAGAAUUAGUAAUAUUUAUUUGACCGCAUUAAUCAGAAUGAUGAUAAUGAUGACGACGAUGUAACGAUGAUGAUGGCUAAUACUUCUGGAAAGAAGACAGUAUCAGUCCGAAUUACUUAAUAUACAUUACUCGUUAAGAGAAUUUUUGGCACUAAGGUUUAUUCGUUGUUUUCAGUGCCUACCAUCAUGCCAGCACCAACAACGACUCCUGAAAGUAAGAAAGACGAGAGAAUGACUAAAGAAUAUCUAAAGUAGCGAUGAUGAUGAUGAUGAAGUUGAUGAUGUUGAUGAUGCUAUGAUAAAACAGGAGAGUUUAGACAGACAUCCGUUUGAAUUUCAGGAGGAAGUUCCAGGUUUGUCUUGUGCAAAGAAUAUUUGAAUUGAGGCUUAUUCGUUUUCACUUCAUUGUUUUCAGUGCCUACGACUAUGCCAGCCCCGACAACGACGCCUGAAGGUAAGAAAGAAAUAUUUAGUACUCAAUAA